AUGUCUAUCCUGUUCACCAGCAUGGUGGUGUCAGCCCUGCUGCGGCCACUUUGCUGGGAGCUGGCACCACCUCUGAUCGGGGUCAUUGCAACGGCCUCAGCUCAUCGCCUUGCUGACACCCAUGUGCUUGUGAAUCAGCUGGGAACUUGUUCCAUGCAGAUUCCGAUUCUGUACUUCAGAAUCACAGCUUUCCUUGGGGGCCCCACCACUGAGGAUACUGCGGCCCUGAUCGCCUUGCCCCGACUAUCCGGCGUCCGGAAGGAGCUGCGGCUGGAGGAGCUCGGUGGGCGGGGCCCAGGCCUGGCCAAGUGUACAUCUCAUACCCUGGCCGCCGCCUUCGGUUCAGGGCUGGACACAGGCCCCGAGUCAGAGAGGGGCAUUUGGGCCACAGAAACACCCCAGAUAUUUCUCUUCAAUGCCUUCCUCAACUUUGUCAUGAUUUCUUUCAGUCUACAGGCUGACACUGGGUUCUGGAAACAGAGGGGCAAGGAUCAAGGUGGCUUGUUCAUCACUGCAGCGGAGAAGCACUCGGAGCCCCAGAUAGUGGACCCCAAAGCAGACCUCAGUGCCCUGCGCCCGUCAGCCCAGAGGGCCUGGCAGGCCUGGUCCGGACUCUGCUUCCCUGUGCUGCCAUCACAGAUGAGGAAACCUAAGCUCCAAGAGGCCGAGUGGACCCUCUGGCUCCGCACCUGGUACCUGGAGGGGCUCGGGGGGGACCCUGGAGGCAGAGUCACCUGCUGGCCCUGCCCUGAGUGGACGGUUCAGGGCCGGCCGCUGCCCACCACUCCCCUGGUCCAGGCACCAGAGCAUUUACAGGAGGGAGGAGAUCUGAGCCCAGGGAGGCGGCUCCCAAACAAGGCCGCCUUGUGUGGCUCUCUGAGGGCCUUUCAGAGUCGCCCCUCCUCCCCGGAAGCCCAGCUGCAGCCCCUCCUCACAAGGACCUCUGGGCCCUUCCCCAGCUAG
Messenger RNA from Rangifer tarandus platyrhynchus (Svalbard reindeer), 963 nucleotides. Lineage: Eukaryota; Metazoa; Chordata; Mammalia; Artiodactyla; Cervidae. The record is from the annotation of a GenBank genome assembly.